Carica papaya (papaya) is the source of this 1649-nucleotide messenger RNA. RefSeq names its product G2/mitotic-specific cyclin-2-like. Gene Ontology annotation, biological process: mitotic cell cycle phase transition. NCBI's taxonomy places the organism in Eukaryota, Viridiplantae, Streptophyta, Magnoliopsida, Brassicales, Caricaceae. Gene Ontology annotation, molecular function: cyclin-dependent protein serine/threonine kinase regulator activity. The record is from RefSeq and is a predicted model, not a curated record.
CGCCGCUUCUCUCUCUUCCUGUAAUCUUCAGCGUUAGAUUCUGAUAAAUUAACGUUUUCUGAAUGCUCUUCCCUUAGAAUUUUCCUCUGUUCAGGAGUAGUGGGUCAUUUUCAGUUCUUUGAUUUAAUCAACAGCCAUGGUGAUUUCUGAUGAGAACAAUCCUAAUAUCAUGAAACCCACUACUAAUCAAGAAGGUUUAGAAGAGACGGGUGUCAGGAAAUUCGGACAGGAGAUUAGGCAACCCAGGAGAGCAUUGCGGGUUAUUAAUCAGAACUUAGUUGGUCCACAAGCAUAUCCUUGUGUUGUUAACAAGAGAGGCUUGUCAGAAAGAGAUGACUUCUGUGAAAAAAACUUGGCUAAUCCAGCGCAUCGGCCAAUUACCAGGAGGUUGGCCUCCCAAAUAUCUAGCUCUCGCGAACAAAAACCACCAUGCCCAGAGGAGGAGAGAAGGAAGUUGAAACAAAUCAUUCCAAGCAAAAAUGUGGAAGAGCAAGAGAUGAUACCAGGGUUUGAUCAUCCAAUACCAAUGGCUUUAGAAGAAACAGAUGAAUACGAUCCUAUGGAGGAGGUUGAAAUGGAAGAUGUAAUUGCAGAAGAUCACAUUAUGGAUAUUGAUAGCUGUGAUGCAAAGAAUCCAUUGGCGGUUGUUGAGUAUGUGGAUGAAAUAUACGACUAUUAUAGAAAAAUGGAGAGUUAUAGCUGUGUUUCACCCAACUAUAUGGCACAGCAGAUGGAUAUCAACGAGAGAAUGAGGGCUAUACUAAUUGACUGGCUCAUUGAGGUGCAUGACAAGUUUGACCUGAUGAAGGAGACACUGUUUCUUACAGUAAAUCUCAUAGACAGAUUCUUAUCCGAGAAAGCAGUUGUAAGAAAGAAGCUUCAGUUGGUUGGUUUGGUUGCAAUGCUCUUAGCCUGCAAGUAUGAAGAGGUUUCAGUUCCCAUUGUUGAGGAUUUGGUUCUUAUAUCAGACAAAGCCUACACCAGAAAUGAAGUUCUUGAUAUGGAGAAAUUGAUGCUUAACACAUUGCAAUUCAACAUGUCAUAUCCGACACCAUAUGUUUUCAUAAAGAGAUUUCUCAAGGCUGCUCAAUCCAAUAAAAAGGUAGAGAUGUUGUCCUUCUUCUUGAUGGAGGUGGCACUUAUAGAGUAUGAGAUGCUCAAGUUCCCACCAUCAUUGUUAGCAGCAGCAGCUAUCUACACAGCUCAGUGCAGUAUUAAUGGGUUCGGGCAGUGGAAUAGGACAUGCGAAUGUCACAGUCUCUACUCAGAAGAUCAGCUCCUAGAAUGCUCAAGGUUGAUGGUGAGUUUCCAUCUAAAAUCAGGGACAGGAAAACUCACUGGAGUAUACAGAAAAUAUUGCACAUCCAAGUUUGGGUAUACAGCAAAAUGUGAACCUGCACAGUUUCUUUUAGAGACCAAACCAUAAGAAGCAAAGCCAAACCAUAAGAAACUGCACAAUUUCUUUGAUUUUACCAGAUAAUCAUAAUAAAUAAAUAUAGCAACUACUGUUGCCAAUUUCUGUAUUUUUCACAUAGCCGUGGUUGGCCCUUUGUAUAUGUUCUGAUUGAACAUAAUUUAGACUUCAAACUCAAUUAUGUUGAAACAAAUAUUCUUUUAUUUUGGUAAAAAAUACUGCAAGUUAAAAACAU